This is a messenger RNA of Oppiella nova, 459 nucleotides long. The record is from the annotation of a GenBank genome assembly. NCBI's taxonomy places the organism in Eukaryota, Metazoa, Arthropoda, Arachnida, Sarcoptiformes, Oppiidae.
UUGCAUGAGAAACGCGAGGGACAUAUGGCUAUGGAUGAGGCCGAGAAGUUCCGCGUUGAGUUGGACUCCAAACUCAAGUUCAUUGAAAACAGUUUCACUAAAUUGAGGGCAGAGGAGGAGAAAAUCAAUAAAAUGAAGGUUAAAGUUGAACAGGAAUUGGAUUUCAUCAAAGAGACCAAAGAUAAUAUAGUCUGCAAUCUGUGCUCUUCGGGACUCAAUAGAGUCAAACUGAAUGGAAUGACGAGAACCUCUUUGCAAGACAUGGCAAACGUGCCAUCAUUUUACGGGUCCAACCAAUGGUCAGGACUGCCGGACGAUAGGGCUCUACUCAUUUGGCAGAUAACUGGCCAACAGGACGCGGCUCUUCUACAACAGGAAACCGCUUUCAUUAACGCCAUACGAACUCAAACACUGGACACAGACAUCACUUUCCAACAAAACGAGUAUUUCAUAAACUGA